Molecule: messenger RNA, 2988 nt
Organism: Penicillium pulvis
Lineage: Eukaryota; Fungi; Ascomycota; Eurotiomycetes; Eurotiales; Aspergillaceae
Product: Proton-exporting ATPase
Exons: 4
Coding region: 1-2988 (995 amino acids)
Biological process (GO): regulation of intracellular pH; proton export across plasma membrane
Cellular component (GO): plasma membrane
Molecular function (GO): ATP hydrolysis activity; P-type proton-exporting transporter activity; ATP binding
Source: RefSeq, a predicted model, not a curated record
AUGUCUGAACAGAACCCUACCCGGUCGGUUUCCUUUCACCAAGAGGAAGACAAUUCAAGGCCCAGGGAAGGAAUGGAGGCAAGCGAGUACGUGGCUUUGAAUCGCUAUAUAUCUUCUGCUAGUGAGAAACCCAGCGGUGCAGUCUCGGAGACCGAAGAUGCAGAUGCGGAUGAUAAGAGGCCAUGGUGGAAAUUCUGGCACCGCUCUAGGGGCAAAUCAGACACAACCUCCGACGGCCAAGUUAGCAUUCCUCAUGAUUGGGCGGAAACGGAUUUACACUCGGGUCUUUCAACCAACGAGGUUGAGAUUCGUCGACGGAAAUGCGGCUGGAAUGAGCUGGGAAGCAAACGUCAAAAUAUGUUUCUGCAAUUCCUCAGUUACUUCCAAGGUCCAAUUCUAUAUGUGAUGGAGAUGGCUGCUCUCCUCGCCGCUGGACUACGCGAUUGGAUUGACUUGGGUGUCAUCAUUGGGAUUCUGAUGCUUAAUGCGAUCGUUGGCUGGUAUCAGGAGAAACAGGCCGCAGAUGUAGUGGCCAGUCUCAAAGGUGACAUUGCCAUGAAAGCCUGGGUGGUUCGGGAUGGCCAGGAGCAGGAGAUCUUGGCGCGUGAUCUCGUCGUUGGAGACAUUGUCAUUCUCGAGGAAGGAAGCGUGAUACCCGCAGAUGCACGUUUGAUAUGCGAUUACAACCAACCGGAACUGUUUGAAGUAUACAAAGAGCAACGUGCCCAAGAUACCGAUGAUGCUUUACAAGAGAAAGACGACGAAGAUGACAGUGACAACGAACGUGAUAAACACGAUCAUGAAAAUAGUAUCGUUGCGGCCGACCAGUCAGCCAUAACGGGCGAAUCACUUGCAGUGGACAAGCAUAUGGGCGAUAUCUGUUAUUACACUACCGGAUGCAAGCGAGGCAAGGGAUACGCUAUCGUUGUGGCAUCUGCACAGCAGUCCUUCGUCGGAAAGACCGCUCUUUUGGUACAGGGUGCGAAGGAUCAAGGGCAUUUCAAAGCCAUCAUGGACUCCAUCGGCACUACUCUCUUGGUUCUGGUGAUGUUUUGGAUCCUCGCAGCGUGGAUUGGUGGUUUCUUCCGUCACCUGCAAAUCGCGACUCCGGAGAACGGCGACGAUAAUUUACUACAUUGGACUCUUAUCCUGCUGAUUGUUGGAGUUCCAGUGGGUUUGCCUGUUGUUACUACUACCACUUUAGCUGUGGGUGCCGCGUAUUUGGCGGAGGAGAAAGCUAUUGUGCAAAAGCUCACAGCGAUUGAAUCGCUCGCGGGUGUUGAUGUCCUGUGCUCCGACAAAACGGGGACGCUUACUGCAAACAAACUCUCUGUUCGGGAACCCUUUGUAUGCGCUGGUGUUGACGUAAAUUGGAUGUUUGCGGUGGCCGCCAUCGCAUCAUCUCACAACGUGAAAAAUCUCGAUCCGAUCGACAAAAUCACAAUCCGCACUCUCCGGAAGUACCCCAAAGCACGCGAGAUUCUUUCAAAGGACUGGAUAACUCAGAAAUAUACUCCGUUUGAUCCUGUUUCCAAGCGGAUCACCACCGUUUGUACCUGCGAGGGAGUUCGCUACACGUGUGCCAAGGGCGCUCCCAAAGCGGUGCUGAAGCUUGCAGAGUGCUCUGUGGAGGAGGCAGAACUUUUCAGAAACAAAGCCAAUGAAUUUGCUCUUCGUGGCUUUCGAUCCCUGGGAGUGGCAGUGCAAAGGGAAAAUGAACCAUGGCAAAUCCUUGGCAUAUAUCCAAUGUUUGAUCCCCCCCGCGAGGAUACGGCUCAGACCAUCAAGGAAGCUCAGAGUCUCGGUCUUUCAGUGAAGAUGCUAACGGGAGAUGCCAUUGCAAUUGCCAAAGAGACGUGCAAGAUGCUCGCCCUUGGCACCAGAGUCUAUAACUCUGAGCGGCUAAUCCAUGGCGGACUUACGGGAAGUCGUCAAUACGACUUAGUGGAGAAAGCAGACGGAUUCGCUGAGGUUUUCCCUGAGCAUAAAUACCAAGUUGUGGAAAUGCUACAGAGCCGGGGACAUCUGACAGCUAUGACUGGUGAUGGCGUGAAUGACGCACCGUCCUUGAAAAAAUCAGACUGUGGCAUUGCUGUAGAAGGAGCUACAGAAGCGGCACAAGCGGCGGCUGACAUCGUUUUCUUGGCACCUGGCUUAAGUACGAUUGUUGAAGCCAUAAGGGUUGCACGGCAGAUCUUCCAGCGUAUGAAAGCAUAUAUCCAAUAUCGGAUUGCACUAUGUCUACAUCUGGAGAUAUAUCUUGUGACCUCUAUGCUCAUCAUCAACGAGACUAUUCGGUCGGAGUUGAUUGUGUUUAUUGCGCUCUUUGCAGACCUGGCCACGAUCGCUGUCGCAUAUGAUAAUGCUCACUACGAACAGCGCCCGGUGGAAUGGCAGCUUCCAAAGAUCUGGAUCAUCUCGGUAGUCCUGGGUGUACUGUUGGCGGUGGCUACAUGGAUAAUGCGAGGCACAAUGUUUCUUGAAAAUGGAGGCAUCAUCGAGAACUGGGGUUCUCCGCAACCAAUUCUCUUCUUGGAAGUGUCUCUGACAGAAAAUUGGCUUAUAUUCGUGACGCGUGGCGGAAAAACCUGGCCUUCAUGGCAGUUAGUGGGGGCUAUCCUGGGGGUUGACAUCAUAGCCACCUUGUUUUGCGUUUUUGGAUGGUUAUCUGGAGGGUCGUUUGAACAAACGAGCCCUCCCGAUUCCGCAAAAUUUUCCGACGGUACGACAAGCAUCGUGACAGUUGUGGUGAUCUGGGGUUACUCUCUGGGGGUAACAAUCGUGAUAGCGACCGUGUACUACCUCAUGACGAAAAUUACGUGGCUCGAUAACCUGGGCCGCGCCUCUCGCACCAAGGCCGAAGAGCACAUGGAUAGCUUCCUUGGGCAGCUGUCAAAGCUGGCAAUCGAAAAGGAGCCGGGUAACGACUCUGGAACCACCCGGUUCGUACUUUCCACUCGCACUGUCGAUAUCGAAGCAGAUGACUAG